Molecule: messenger RNA, 1626 nt
Organism: Suillus bovinus
Lineage: Eukaryota; Fungi; Basidiomycota; Agaricomycetes; Boletales; Suillaceae
Exons: 16
Coding region: 1-1626 (541 amino acids)
Molecular function (GO): NADP binding; flavin adenine dinucleotide binding; N,N-dimethylaniline monooxygenase activity
Source: RefSeq, a predicted model, not a curated record
AUGAGUGAGAUACAGCGAAGAGUCGCCAUCAUUGGCGCCGGUAUCGCCGGGUUAACCCAAGCUAUUGCUCUCAAAACCAAGCUUGGAUUUUGCAAUUUCACAAUAUAUGAGAAAGGGCCUGAAGUCGGUGGAGUGUGGAGGGCUAAUACAUAUCCUGGAUGCUCGUCGGAUGUCGAAAUUCAUUUCUACAGCUUAUCGUCAGACCUUUACCCAUACUGGAACCAGUCGCAUGGCCUUCAAUCAGACAUUCAAGCCUAUUGGAUCAAGCUCUCGAAGAAAUAUGAUUUAUAUCCUCACAUCGCAUUCAACACAAAAGUGUUAUCUGCCGAAUGGGAUGAUGCCAAACAACAGUAUACUAUCGUCGCAGAAGAUAUCUUUUCAGGCAAGAGAAGCUCAAGCGUGGCCCACAUCGUGAUAUCUGCCGUUGGUAUCUUGGAUACCCCAAAUAUUCCACACGAGGUCCCUGGAGUUCGGAAGUUCCAGGGGGUUUCGUUUCACUCCGCACAAUGGCCAGGCUCAAUAGAUCUGCAGAAUAAACGUAUUGCAGUGAUUGGAAAUGCUUCCUCCGGGGUACAGUUUGUGCCAUCUAUAUCUGAAGACCCGUCUAUUGAAGUAGUUAACUUCAUCCGCACACCGACCUGGCUUAACACUCGACCACGUAUUUCGUAUUCAGACACUGCGAAAUGGACAUUUGCUAACAUCCCCCUGGUGAUGCGACUACACCGAGCUUGGAUCAUGUUGGGGUACCUUGCUCCUCGCUUACCCAUGGGUGAUAAAACUCUCCAGAAACAACGUGACGCAAUGACGAAAUACAUCCUCGACAACACACCGAGUAGAUACCAUGGACAUAUGAUACCCGAUUAUCCUCCAGGUUGCAAGCGGACUGUCGCGGACAGUGGUUUCCUGAAAAGUCUCCAUCGCUCUAACGUAACACUGAAUUUCGACGGAAUCGCCGAGAUCGUCGAGGAUGGCAUCAUCACAAAAACUGGUGAAAGGUUACCAUUCGAUGUCAUUGUAUACGCGACCGGAUUCACUGGCGAGCGGUACCCGAUGCACGUUCGAGGCUUGAAUGGAGUCACCGUUCAAGGCUACUAUGAUGCGCAUGGUGGCCCUACCGCAUACAUCGGGACUACAAUUCCUGACAUACCGAACUUUUACUUGUUAGCUGGACCAAAUACUGGAGCGCGAGCAACGUCGACGUUCAUUACAGAAGCCCAAGUCGCAUACAUUCUUCAACUCAUAGAGCCAGUCCUGACCGGUUCUGCUUCAUCUUUCAUCGUCAAAGCCACACCCACAGAUACAUACAAUGCCAAGCUACAAGAACAUCUCUCUCGUUCGGUGUACGCGCACUGCAGUUCCUGGGUGCGUACGAACGGUUCAGGCAAGCUAUUCUAUCCGUUUCCUUGGCAUGGGACAGUUUUGUGGUGGUUACUUCGUAGACCGAACUGGGAUCACUAUACGGCAGUCAGCGCUGAGAAGUGGGUGUGGGCAAGACGAAGAAGGGCCGUCAAGAAUAUUCUCAAAUGCGCUGCAGUUUUGACGCUAUUGGGGUCAUAUAUCAGCGGGUCUGCUCAGCGGAUUUUGUAUGAUAUGUGCGACUACUGUGACUUGCAGCUACUUGAGUGA